AUGCACUUCCGUGACGCCAAGAAACGACCGGAACCCGAGGCCUGGACAAGAAGAAUGUAUGGCCGACAAACACGAAAGCCGCUAAUUUCACAGCGAAUGGAAGAAACGGAGUCACGCCAGCAUGGUGAAUGUUCACAAACACGCACUGUUCACCUUCCAAAUGCUACCACCUGGUGGGACCUGACGAACCGCCAACAGGUUGAGCGACGGCGCCCAGCAUGUGAAUGCAACAGAACUGUUGUCUUUUUCGUGAAUGUCACAACACGCACUGUUCACCUUCCAAAUGCUACCACCUGGUGGGACCUGACGAACCGCACAGGUGAGGACGGCGCCCAGCAUGUGAAUGCAACAGAACUGUUGUCUUUCGUGAAUGUCACUCACCCCACUAUUCAUCUUCCAAAUGCUACCACCUGGAGGGAACUGACGGACGACCCAGAUGAGGACGACGCCCAGCAUGUGAAUGCAACAAAACUGUUGACUUUCGUGAAUGUCACUCACCGCACUAUUCAUCGUCCAAAUGCUACCACCUGGAGGGAACUGACGGACGACCCAGGUGAGGACGACGUCCAGCAUGUGAAUGUAACAGUGAGUGCCCAAGGAACCACCCCCACUGUUCACCUAUGGGAAGAGGCAGCUUCGAACUCCACUACUACUACCUGGAGGGAAACACCAGACCACCCAGGUAAAGACAACAACGUGACAGAAAGUUUCAAUCCAGAUUUUGACCAGCCGUCCACCCCCUCACGCGAACCGCACCAGCCACUCGUCUAUCGCAACUACGGUCGCGCAAAUGUCACCGGAAGCGGCUGGCGCAUAACGGUUUACGACGAAGACGACGUGCCGUGCUUGAAGAUGAAUCUGCAAGUCCUAAUCAAUGUGUAUCUCGUACGAAACAACCCGCGCUCGCCCCCUUCCUUCAUCCAGAUGCUCCCCACGUCACCGGAUGAACUGCACGUGGAGGGCGAGUGCAACAACGGAUCCUCGCUGGUCUUUCUUUCGUGCGAAAGCGCGAACCUCACGCUGAGCUUCGACGGAGGCGAAAACGGCACGUGGUCCCUGGUCGAGGUCGAACUGUCGGUGGUAAAUCGCGAGUGGUUCGAGAAGCACCAGAUCUGCGAGUCUCCCUGUGAUCCCAUCGGUUUGAAGACGUCCCCUGAAGACGCCUGGUCGUAUAAUUCGCGCACCAGGUGUAGAAAAGUCGACGUACCUCUAAAACACGGGGAGGGGAGACUACAAGCGAUGGUAUUUUUAAUGGACGAUUUUCAUGUGGAGCCCUUCCUCUCGACGGAGAGGGUUGAUUUUGAAGAAAAGAAAUGCCAAUAAAGUGCAAAAUUUGUUCUGGAUUCUACCUCGUGACACUAACUUUUCCUUUGUUGUAUUAGGAGCACAGUAAAGAGCCUUGUUAAACGUA
This is a messenger RNA of Photinus pyralis (common eastern firefly), 1411 nucleotides long. RefSeq lists its product as uncharacterized. NCBI's taxonomy places the organism in Eukaryota, Metazoa, Arthropoda, Insecta, Coleoptera, Lampyridae. The transcript is spliced from 4 exons. The coding region runs from base 1 to 1323 and encodes 440 amino acids. The record is from RefSeq and is a predicted model, not a curated record.